Molecule: messenger RNA, 742 nt
Organism: Chrysochloris asiatica (Cape golden mole)
Lineage: Eukaryota; Metazoa; Chordata; Mammalia; Afrosoricida; Chrysochloridae
Product: chromosome unknown open reading frame, human C6orf62
Exons: 5
Coding region: 1-690 (229 amino acids)
Source: RefSeq, a predicted model, not a curated record
AUGGGGGACCCAAACUCCCGGAAGAAACAAGCUCUGAACAGACUUCGUGCUCAGCUUAGAAAGAAAAAAGAAUCUCUAGCUGACCAGUUUGACUUCAAGAUGUAUAUUGCCUUUGUAUUCAAGGAGAAGAAGAAAAAAUCGGCACUUUUUGAAGUGUCUGAAGUUAUACCAGUCAUGACAAAUAAUUAUGAAGAAAAUAUCCUGAAAGGUGUGCGAGAUUCCAGCUAUUCCUUGGAAAGUUCCAUAGAGCUUUUACAGAAGGACGUAGUACAGCUCCAUGCUCCUCGAUACCAGUCUAUGAGAAGGGAUGUAAUUGGCUGUACUCAGGAGAUGGAUUUCAUUCUUUGGCCUCGGAAUGACAUUGAAAAAAUUGUCUGUCUCCUGUUUUCUAGGUGGAAGGAAUCUGAUGAGCCUUUUAGGCCUGUUCAGGCCAAAUUUGAGUUUCAUCACGGUGACUAUGAGAAACAGUUUCUGCAUGUACUGAGCCGCAAGGACAAGACUGGAAUUGUUGUCAACAAUCCUAACCAGUCAGUCUUUCUCUUCAUUGACAGACAGCACUUGCAGACUCCAAAAAACAAAGCUACAAUCUUCAAGUUAUGCAGCAUCUGCCUCUACCUGCCCCAGGAGCAGCUCACCCACUGGGCAGUUGGCACCGUGGAGGAUCACCUCCAUCCUUACAUGCCAGAGUAGAGCACUGACCAGCACAGUGGAGAAGAUCGGAGAAGGCAGCAGCAAUGUUUUU